Messenger RNA from Prunus armeniaca (apricot), 2541 nucleotides. Lineage: Eukaryota; Viridiplantae; Streptophyta; Magnoliopsida; Rosales; Rosaceae. The record is from the annotation of a GenBank genome assembly.
AUGGGGCAAUUUGUCUACACCAUUGCAGAGAAUGUCAUGAAUGGGCUAGCUUCCUAUGCUUACCAAGAAAUCUGCUUGGCGUGGGGUGUCACAGAUGAACUAAACAAGCUUAAGGACACCUUCUCAAGCAUCAAGUUAGUGAUCCUGGAUGCAGAGGAAAAGCAAAGGAAGGAACUCCGUCUGAGCCAAUGGCUAGGAAAGCUCAAAGAUGUUUGCUACGAUGUGGAUGACAUGCUUAACGACUUUGCAUUCAAAGAACUGCAGAUGCAAAUGCUGAUCCUCCGUGGGCGUGGGAGCAUCAAAGGACAGGUACGCAUAUUCUUUUCGUGUUGGAAUCCGGUCGUGUUUAACUUCAAAAUGGGUCAUAGAAUCAAGGAGAUUAGAGAAAGGUUAGAUGUAAUAGCAAAUGAAAAAUCUCAGUUUCCUCUAGUGGAGAGAGAUGAAGAUUGGCAGAGUCAGAGUGUGCACAUAAACAGGGAGACUCACUCUUUUGUGCAAGCCUAUGAUGUUAUCGGGAGAGAGGAUGAUAAGAAACAGAUUAUCAUCUAUCUCUUGAACUUGACCUUGAAGGAAAAGAGUCGUGAUGUCCAGGAAAAUGUUUCUGUUAUAUCGAUUACUGGAUUAGGAGGUAUAGGAAAGACUACCCUAGCUAAAUUGGUGUAUAAUGAUCAUAGGGUAGUUAAACACUUCGACAUGAGAAUGUGGGUAUGUGUUUCAGACCACUUUGAUAAUAAAAGACUGGUGCAUGAAAUCGUUGCUUCUGCAACUAACCAAAACUGUGGUCAUCAAGAAAGUUUUGAUAGUGUGCAGAAAAAGUUGCAAAGUGCUUUGAAAGAUAAACAAUUUUUAUUAGUGUUGGAUGAUGUUUGGGAUAAGGGUCAAAUUGGAGUAACAACUGCAAAAUGGAUUGAUUUAAAAGCUUUGUUAAAUGUUGGAGCAAACGGGAGUAAAGUCAUUGUCACAACGCGUAGCGAAUCGGGCAUUUGGUCGAAAAGGAGAGGAGCAGCGCUAUCCACACUGAUGGAAAUUGCACCUGGUAUUGUAGAGAAGUGCGAAGGGGUUCCUCUAGCCGUAACCACCCUGGGGAGCCUGCUGUAUUUGAAAAGGGAGAAACAUUUUUGGUCAGAAGUGAGAGACAAUGACAUAUGGAGAUUGCCACAGGGAAACGAUGACAUUCUACCUGCACUGCAAUUAAGCUACGAUGCAUUGCCAUCUUACUUGAAACCUUGUUUUGCCAUUUGUUCACUUUUCCCUAAGGAUUACGUUUUCCGAAGCACAGAUUUGGUGUCGUUGUGGAUGGCACAAGGCUUCAUUCAAUCCUCUAAAGGAAACCAGGAGUUGGAAGAGAUCGGCCUAGACUACAUAAGGCAAUUAUGCUCUAUAUCUUUAUUUCAAAUUGAUGAAGAUUCAAUUGAUUUUAUAGUAUUCAAAAUGCAUGCUCUUGUGCAUGAUUUAGCCAUGUCUGUGUCAGAAGAAGAGUGCUCAUCUGUAAACUUCCGUCCUACCUCUGAUAACUGUAAAAGGGUUCGACAGGUGUCGAUGUCGGAGGAUGACUUGCCCAUGAAGGGGGAACGAGUUCCCGAAUUCUUACGUCAGUUGAAGAAAGUGAGGACCAUUCUGUUUCCAGUUCCAGGGCAUGUAGGUAUCUCCAGCAAAUCUGUGUUGAAAGCAUGCAUCUUGAGAUUCAAGUACCUACGGGUGCUGGAUUUGAGUGGCUCAACUUUUGAGGUGUUACCGAGUUCCAUUGGUAAAUUGAGUCGCUUGAGAUAUCUCAACUUGUCGAAAAAUCCAUUCAUAAAGAAGCUUCCAGGUUCUAUUUGCAACCUGCUGAAUUUGCAGACCUUGCUGCUUUCAAACUGUGAGAAGCUCGGGGAGUUGCCCAGAGACAUCGGGAACCUGAUCAACCUCAGAACAUUGGUGUUAACCACAAAUCAGAUGGUUUUGGCAGGAUGCAUUGAACGCCUCACCUCUCUUCGAUUUUUACAGGUCCACAAUUGUAGCUAUCUUGAAUCUUUGGGCCAAGGCAUCCAAUGCCUCACUAACCUCCGAAUGCUGAUUAUUAGCAACUGUGAGAAUCUGAAGUCGUUGCCACCCGACAUGAAAUGCUUAACCGCAUUAAAGACUUUGGGUAUAUCCGGUUGCGAGAAGCUCGACUUGAUGACGUCGGGAGCAGGUAUUCGAGGUCUUCGAUCAGUCUCCAUCUCCAAAGCUUCGCACUUGGAGGCUCUUCCCCAUUGGCUUCAAGACUCUGCAAACACACUGCAGAGCUUGCGUGUUAAGAACUGUGAGGAUCUCAAGGAACUUCCAGAGUGGCUGCAAAACUUCAAGUUGCUCCAGCAACUGGUGAUUGAAUAUUGCCCUCAAUUGUUGGCUUUACCACAAGGGAUGCGUCACCUGGGUGCAUUGAGAUUAUUGAAGAUCGACGGGUGUUCUAAACUGAGCGAAAGAUGCGAAAGCAAGGAAGGUGCAGAUUGGCCCAAGAUUGCUCAUGUCAGUAAGAUUACACUUGACGGAGAAAUUAUCGCCUCAAAAGAUGAUUAG